AUGCCCCCCUUUGUGGAGUUCGUGAGUCUGGCAGUGUUCCUGAUGCCACUGAAACGACCAGCCCCCGGAGCUACUGGGGACCAGAUCUCGGAGCUACUGGACCAGAUCUCGGAGCUACUGGACCAGAUCUCGGAGCUACUGGACCAGAUCUCGGAGCUACUGGACCAGAUCUCGGAGCUACUUGACCAAAUCUCGGAGCUAUUGGACCAGAUCUCGGAAGCUACUGGACCAGCCCCGGAGCUACUGGACCAGAUCUCGGAGCUACUGGACCAGAUCUCGGAGCUACUGGACCAGAUCUCGGAGCUACUGGACCAGAUCUCGGAGCUACUGGACCAGGCCCCUGAGCUACUGGACCAGAUCUCGGAGCUACUGGACCAGAUCUCGGAGCUACUGGACCAGAUCUCGGAGCUACUGACCAGGAUCUCGGAGCUACUGGACCAGAUCUCGAGCGACUGGACUGAUCUCGGAAGCUACUGGACCAGAUCCCGGAGCUACUGGACCAGGCCUUAG
Molecule: messenger RNA, 510 nt
Organism: Cherax quadricarinatus
Lineage: Eukaryota; Metazoa; Arthropoda; Malacostraca; Decapoda; Parastacidae
Source: RefSeq, a predicted model, not a curated record